UUUUUACUUGAAACACCACAGCGGCGUAUCCAUUCUGUGGGUACCACUACUUCGUCGCCAUCACCAUGGCAAAGCAAAUGAAACUCAGAACUGGCCAGAUCAGUUUGCAGCUAAGUGGGACCAAAGGAACUGGUGAAUGGACCAACAUAGAUUCAAGGAGACUAACAGGGGGCGAGAUCGUCAAGAAAAUGAUCAUCAGCGACCUUGACAUUGGCGAGGUCACCCAAGUCAAGCUCAAGUUUUUCCCGGACAGCCGCGCCAAGAGAAACCAGGUCGUGCUCGUGCAGAAGGUCGAGGUCAACUGUCCAGCACGUUUUCCAACAAAAUAUUUUACAGGGAAAACAUUUAAAGUCAGGUCCACUGGCAUCACACUGUCCGGAGGUGACUUCACACUACCCGCAGCUAGUUAGUUAGUGGAUACUGCCAACAACGAGCUAGUAAAGGACACUACCAAUAACUAACUAUUAACAUAAGAAACAAUGUAUAUAAAGCCAAACUAACAAGAUUCAUGAAGCAACAAAAGAUGGUGGUUUAUGAAUGUUUUGUUCA
Messenger RNA from Physella acuta, 549 nucleotides. RefSeq lists its product as uncharacterized. NCBI's taxonomy places the organism in Eukaryota, Metazoa, Mollusca, Gastropoda, Physidae. The record is from RefSeq and is a predicted model, not a curated record. Gene Ontology annotation, molecular function: protein binding.